Molossus molossus (Pallas's mastiff bat) is the source of this 1925-nucleotide messenger RNA. It is a transcript of the gene CUNH3orf18, whose product is annotated as chromosome unknown C3orf18 homolog. The record is from RefSeq and is a predicted model, not a curated record. NCBI's taxonomy places the organism in Eukaryota, Metazoa, Chordata, Mammalia, Chiroptera, Molossidae. The transcript is spliced from 4 exons. The coding region runs from base 16 to 501 and encodes 161 amino acids.
AGAUUGACUGACCAUAUGCAGUCUCCCACCAUCAUGAAUUCCAGGAUCCUGUCUGCUAGGGGCUGGUUCAGCACCCAGCCAUCCACUUCUGAGCCUAACCUUGAGACUGCCACAGAUGGGCCAGCCUCUGAGACCACCACGCUCAGCCCAGAAGCCACCAGCUUUAAUGACACCAGAAUGUCUGGCGUGGGUAGUGGCACAGCCGGCGUGGGCACAAUGCUUCUGUCCUUUGGGAUCAUCACGGUGAUUGGCCUGGCUGUGGCCAUGGUUUUGUACAUCAGGAAGAAGAGGCUGGAGAAGCUGCGCCACCAGCUCAUGCCGAUGUACAACUUCGACCCCACGGAGGAACAAGACGAACUGGAGCAGGAGCUGCUGGAGCACGGGCGGGACGCCGCCUCCGCGCAGGCCCUUCAAGGCAAGACCACGCUCCCAUCUCAGGGCCCGCUGCAGAGGCCCAGCCGGCUGGUGUUCACCGACGUAGCCAAUGCCAUCCACGCCUGAGUGAUCCAGGGACAGCCUGGACCUCUGGUGAAGACACCUGCCUCAGAGCCCACAGAGCUGCCUACUCUCAGGACCUGCCCUGCCAAGGCCCCAGCUGUUCCGAGGACCCACCUGCUGACUCUCCAGGCUGGGCAUCUGGCCACUGACAUCCCCUGAUGUGAGGGCCCUAUCGUGGAGGGCAUCCCUCCUGUCAGGAAGGCCGAGACUCAGUGCUGGCUUCCUUGCGCUUUGCCCAGACCCCACAUCAGGCUUCUCCUCUAAUGUAGAAGCCGUGGAGGAAACAUGGGAUGGGAGGGGAGGAGUGUAGGGAGAGACCUGUCUUUGGAAUCUGGAGCCUCCUCUGGGGUGGGAGAGCUAACCACCCAGGUCUUGGGGACGGUGUGGUGGCACCCAGGGAUGGAGCUGAAACUGCCCAAUGGGCAAGGUGGCCAGGAGGGGGGCUACUCAUACCCAAAGUAGGUCCAUAUUGCAGAGUGUUAACGAGAUCUCCCAGCCACCCCUUCCUGGCAGCCAGCUGUUGGCUGGGCUCAAAGAAUGUUGGAAGCUGAGGGGGAAAUGGGUGUGGAAGUGGGGGUACAGAGGCAGUGCCCAGACCUACGGAAUGGCCUCACGCAUAUGCAUGAAUGUGCCCACGCACAGACGUGUGCCAGUCCCAGCACAGGAGGAGGGAUGUACACCCUCUGCAUUGGCUCCACCCUCAAAUCACCCAACACCCCAGGGUGUGUGGAGGAGCAUGGGGUAGGCUACCUCUGCCCUCAGUGCUCCGGGGCUGAAGGAGGAGGGAAGGAAAAGUUGAGCGUGCAGCUGCCCCCCAUCUCUUCACUGGGCUCUAAAAGCCAGGGAACCUGCUUAUGCCAAUGGCUCCUUGUCUGGCCGUACACUGGGGGUCCGGGGCUGGGGUGGCUAUGGGGCUGAGAGCCAUGGUCACAGACUGUGGGCUAACGGGGGAUGUUCUGACGGCCCGGAAUGGGCUGGGGAGCGCCUCCUGGGGAACAGACCUAAGAAACCUAGUCUAUUUUUUUAUCAUACCCCCUACCCACCCCCCAUUGUCCAUCCACCCCAUACCCCUCAGGAAUUCUACCAGUCUGGGGCACCUGGGCAAGGCAUUGGGCCAAACCGGACCCCAGGAGCUGGGCACUUUUCUAUGCUGGGCAUGCAGCACACCUGAGCACGCACAGAAGCAUGCCCGUGCCCAGCCUCGCCACGUCGCUGUCCUCCGCUGGUUGGAGGGGACGCGGGGGCAGCAUGUACAAUUCUGCUGGGUAAAUUCCACAUGUCGGGAUGUGAGGGACUAGGUGGCCCACACGGGGAAGAUUCUGGAUGUUUCCUCCUCCAGAUGCUAUAAAUAUAUUAUCACUUCAACCUCUGGAGGGCUGCGGGUAACUCAGGAUGUGCAGAGGCUGUGCUUGAACUCACAGCAUCGC